Messenger RNA from Fragaria vesca subsp. vesca, 432 nucleotides. RefSeq lists its product as uncharacterized. The coding region runs from base 1 to 432 and encodes 143 amino acids. Lineage: Eukaryota; Viridiplantae; Streptophyta; Magnoliopsida; Rosales; Rosaceae. The record is from RefSeq and is a predicted model, not a curated record. The transcript is spliced from 3 exons.
AUGGCGGAUCAAGUAUUAGUGCGAUGUCAGAAGUGCCACCAGCACGCUAACAAAGUCCAUUCCCUAUCCAUCGCCAUCUCGAUCCUGAUGUCUCCAUGGUCGUUCACCCAAUGGGGACUAGAUCUAAUCGGGAAGCUCCCAACGGCUCCUGGACAGUACAAGUAUGCCAUCGUGGCAGUGGAUUACUACACGAAGUUCGGAAUCUCGGAGACAAUCAUAACAGACAAUGGCACCCAGUUCAGUAACCCAAAUCUCAUCGAAUUCACCGAGGACAUAGGGACUUGGAUGGUGUUCGCGUCGGUAACUCACCCAAAGACCAACAGGAUUAAGUAUUACAAUGGGUGUCUCUUUCACACUGUCCAGAAGGAUUUUACUGCACAAACCGGUGACCCAACUGAAACGGGUUCUGGUGGUGACUCAAUAUACAAGUAA